AUGUCGUUGCAGUAUUUCACCGUGUUUGAUCCGGAGCGGGUCGGCCCUGGGAGCGAGAAUCUCGUGGGCGGGCUGCUCUUGUACCAUGAGUUUGGCGGUGCGGACCGUGGGUCGUCGACUUUGAACGAGAAGUUGUCCCGGGUUGGCGUUGUUCAGGGGAUAUGGACGCUCGCGGACACUUUUGUGCCCGAUGGUGUACCCUCAGAGACCGAACGGUGUGUGGAAUUGGGCAGGGAGGUCAUUUUGACGGUCCGAUUUGAAGGUCACUACUUCAUGUGUCUCUCCGUUCAAUUGGAUGACGCGGCGGAGGCAGUACCGCACCAGUUCUACAUGAGUCAGUUGUGGCUCUCGUACAAGUUUUUCUGUCUGCAGUUCGGCAGGUUCGACGAGGUGGAUAUGCUUGUACCGCGGCUCAAUGAACACUUCGUGCCCUUUUGGAACGACAUCUUUUGGAACCCGGAGACGCUGAUACGGCGUGGACUGGAGCUUCUGUGGCCCAAUGGCGUGAAGAUGGCCGAGUUUGAUACUCAGGAGUCCGGUGCCACGGAGGACGUCUGCUGGGACUCCGUUAUCCUGAAGGACGUGAUACUAAACGAGACAAGUUACCUCGGAAUCAAAGAUUUGCUUGUGUACCAUCUGCCUCAGGGCCCCCAGUACGACCCUCAAUCCUAUGGACUUGUGAGAAACUUCUCGACGGAUUUGGAAGACUUGGCAGACGUCUCUAACUGGGUGUACCACCUACUGGCCACGUACGGGGAAAUUUCGAGCCAUGUGCUUGCUGGCAAUGCACAUUACAAGGAGAAACCGUCUGAGGAGCACGACUGUCACACCUCUACACCACCGAACAGCACGCAACAGGAAUCCGUCAUGAACAGUCUGUCGUCAUACUCAAACAAGUUUCUGCAUAACCUUUCGCUGCCCGUAACGUUCGCUUACGAUGCGAUGCAAGAAAUGGGCGCCACCACAGGCAUCUCAAAUAGCAUGUCUCUGCUUUCCACUUACGUGCCUUCGUGGCGGUCCGCAACGGAAUCGGGGCCAGACUCGAGAGAUCACUCGCGAUAUGGGUUCCUCAUUUCACCAUUGUAUUCGAGCGCUCUCCCGAUGAAUUACAAAGUCAAACAACUGAACUUGAACUUCCAAAAUGAUAAACACGGUCGCAGAAAGUACAACACUUUGUUUUGGUACUACGAGAACAUCCUCAUUGUUAUUGUCUGCGACCCAACUUUUGAAAAGAUAUGGGAUGCUGAGUACUUGAAAGAUUUAGGGUACACCCUCUCACGGAGUACACAACGUCUCCAUGAUACAGUGUUGAAGCCCAAUAAGGCUUGCGAAAGAAAACAGGCAAAAUUUACGUACACUGUCGUGGAGAAGUCUCAAUAUUAUCAAACUGUCAAGUCGUCUAUCCCCUCGUACGGGACAAAACUCCCCGCUAAGUAUAAGUCAGCCCUGGAACUGGCAGUCAACGGCGAUUGGUUUUCAAACACAGACACCAGCAACUGGGGGUUUGACAAAAUGGGGGAUAUCUUCCAUACAAACAGAGACCAAGAGCGUAGGAACCAAACCACAGCUCAACAACUGGACAGAAACUUCCUUCAAUUGAUGCCGAGAGACAAGUUGUGGGAACUACAAUUGGAAAUAUUGCAUUUUUUAGACUCUCUGAAACGGUCGCGAAGAUUGCCUGCGUUUACGGAAGAGCGGUUAUUGACCUUAAACAACGGUGUGCUUUGCUACAUACGGGAAGAGGAGUUCAGGUUAGUCAUUAUCGUAAAGAACUGGUUUGACAUGAACAUAAACGAAUUGAAAUCGCAGAAUUCAUCACGUUCGUCCCUAUUUGAGAGCCUGGGUAAAGAUGUCGUCGCAUGGUGGGAGAAUUUGAGUACAUGA
Molecule: messenger RNA, 1884 nt
Organism: Huiozyma naganishii CBS 8797
Lineage: Eukaryota; Fungi; Ascomycota; Saccharomycetes; Saccharomycetales; Saccharomycetaceae
Gene: CCZ1
Product: Ccz1p
Exons: 1
Coding region: 1-1884 (627 amino acids)
Biological process (GO): vesicle-mediated transport
Cellular component (GO): intracellular membrane-bounded organelle; Mon1-Ccz1 complex
Source: RefSeq, a predicted model, not a curated record